AAUUACUGCACUUACAAGCGCACGUAGCACGUUGAAAACUGUGUAUAAAUUAUUUACAUUUAUUUUAUGUAAAAAUAAAAACAAGUCAACGCAUAAUUAACAACUGUUCAUGUCAAACACGACGAGCUUAUAUGAACUUAAGAGUAGCAUAUGGAGACAUGGACACGGACGACGGACAGAGCAAUGCCUCGAAUAGCAAUUGCAGCAGUAACAUUGUUAAUGUCAAUCAAUACGACUACAUGUUUGGCAAACAUAUGGAAAACUAUAAUGUGGAGACGUCGGCAGUCCAUCGAAAGCUUCAGAGUAAAGUUGAGGCAUUGCGCAUCUUACGCCAGGAGCUAGAACAGUUUCGUGUUGAGCGCGACCAGUACAAAUUGAUGGCCGAGACGCUGCAGUUGCGGUACUCGGCCAUGAAACGGAAUAGUGAACUGCUGGCCGGGAAUGGAAACGCAUGUGGCGCUUUAAGCCAGAAUUCGAGUCUUGCUGCGCUGCUGCACGAGACACGUGAAUUGAAUCUCAAGCUAAACACCGAGGUGGAGGCCCUUAAGCAACGGUUGAACGAACUGCAAGGCGACAUGGAACUGUUGCGCGAGAGGGAGUCCAACAGCAAAUCCCGAUUGCAGACGCUGCUCAACGAGAAUGCGGCCCACAACAAAGAGGAGCUGCAAUGGAAACGGGAGCGCGCAAAUUUCAUUUGCCAUCUGGAGAAUCUAAAAAAGAAGAACGCACAAUUAGCAUACGAUCUCAAGGGUAUUAUUGAUGAAAAGGAGGAACUAAUUACUGAACGGGAUGCGUACAAGUGCAAAGCGCACAGGCUCAACCAUGAGCUCUUGGUGGCCCUCAAGGCCAAUAAAAUGCAUCCAAAGUUGCUCGAUAUUGAUGGCGUGCUGCUGGAGAACAAGUACCUACACGAACGUGUGAAGAUCCAGGAAAGUGAGCUAGAGCUGACGAAGCAAUCGAUCAAUAAAUAUAAGAACAUGGUGGAAGCAAAGCGUAAAAAGGGCAUCGUUAAGCUUGGGGGCAGCGCAAAUGAUGAAACCAUAUUGAGUCCACGCCAAGUGAAAACUAUAUUGGAAAGCGGCAUUGAUUUGCCCGGCAAAACGGAGACCAUACACGAUCUAAAAUCCUUGUGCUUGGCGCUGCUGGACAACCUAAACGAUAAGAAUUUGGCAUUGACGCAUCAGAAGCGCACCAACAAAAUACUCGCUACCAAAAUGGCGGAGCUGGAGCAGCGUUGGCAGCAGCUACUUAGCGGCGACUCCGAAAAUACCGCAUUGGAGAAUGUGGACGAGGAGGAGGAGGAGGAGCUGGGYUAUGCACCGUCGCAGCUAUUACUCAAUGGCUACUGUGCAGCCAUGGUCGAUGAUGUGGGUCCCGACGAGGUGGAAACAGCAGCAGUCAAACCAGCCGAAACGGCAAACACACAUUUAUCCGAGCCAUACGAUGGGAGAACGACGGGUGUGCCACAAUCGGAUGACGGCAUGUCCUCGCUAUCCUCGGAGUCAGCCGACUCUUCAGUUUAUGGCAUCGACGUGCGGCUGAAUGAGCUGGCGGUUAAUACGAAUAAAUCGCCGUCGCCUACAACUGACUCGGGCAAUUAUAAUGGCACACCGCGAGUCUCUAGCGCUGUGGUUAGGGAGCGCAAAGAAGACCUCAAAGAUUUGCCUCCACAUUUGGCUGAGCUGGUGCAGAAAGCACUCCAUGAAUUGGAUAUGAGGGACUACGAGGCAAUGGUCACAAUACGCGCUGAAAACGCGGCAAAAAUGCAUUAGUUGUAAACUAGUUAAAUGUUAUUUGUGUAAUGCUUCCGUGCAUACCUAUUCAUAAUAAGCAUAUCGUGCUUAUGCCGUUAUACACAAUACGAAUUAUAAACUACAUACAUAUAUUUAUCUAUUGUUUACAGCGUACAAUAAACACAUGU
Drosophila arizonae is the source of this 1921-nucleotide messenger RNA. RefSeq names its product coiled-coil domain-containing protein 149. Lineage: Eukaryota; Metazoa; Arthropoda; Insecta; Diptera; Drosophilidae. The record is from RefSeq and is a predicted model, not a curated record.